Molecule: messenger RNA, 5996 nt
Organism: Oncorhynchus keta (chum salmon)
Lineage: Eukaryota; Metazoa; Chordata; Actinopteri; Salmoniformes; Salmonidae
Product: oocyte zinc finger protein XlCOF6-like
Exons: 2
Coding region: 2130-4370 (746 amino acids)
Biological process (GO): regulation of transcription by RNA polymerase II
Cellular component (GO): nucleus
Molecular function (GO): RNA polymerase II cis-regulatory region sequence-specific DNA binding; zinc ion binding; DNA-binding transcription factor activity, RNA polymerase II-specific
Source: RefSeq, a predicted model, not a curated record
AUGGUGGAACAAACUCCCUCACGACGCCAGGACAGCGGAGUCAAUCACCACCUUCCGGAGACACCUGAAACCCCACCUCUUCAAGGAAUACCUAGGAUAGGAUGGACCUCAGUAUGGACAGAAAUCUUCUUCAUCACCAUGCUGCUCAGAUGUGAUGUUAAGAAAAUGCAGCAUUUCCCACGACCAUAAACGCCUCGAUCACACCUACAGUGUUUUCGCACAAAUUGGUACGCAGCAUCAUCUGGAUAUGUGUGCAACAAAAGAUCAACGUUCAUUCUGCUUGGUCGGGUAGGCAGUCUUUCCGAGCCGGCAUCACACUCCCUCGUCUAAUUGGUCGACUCGGCGGGCCCUCAGACUUUGUGACUGUGGUAACUAGUGACGACCAAUAGAAAACCGUGAGAGAGGGAAAGCUGAUGAUGUUCAUAUGCUCAAAAGCGUACAGGCUGCCGAAAAUGCACAAGAAGAAGAAGCAGAUGACGUCGCUCUGUUUACAUCUUACCUACGUAGCUAGCAUGUUUUUAAAGUGUAGAUAGUUCCCUUAGCUAUUUUUGAUAACAAUAUUUUUUUUGUAAGCUAACUACAAGUUUUCCUUUCCCGGUCCGAAUCUUAGAUCGACUAAUUGAGAAAAGUUUAGAUUCAAUCACCAGUUAAAAGGCAACACAGCAGUAGCGGGACAGCUAACUAGCUCGCUGGGAUUCUCCUAGCCCAGCUUGAUCAUGACUCUCAGUUCCAUUACAUUACAGAUAAUAAACAUUGGAUGAAGUCUUCUGUAUGGGAGAGUUUUGUUAAGAGCCACGAAUCUCGGUUUGAAUAUUAAUACGCAUUAAUUGCGGUACGGGUUUGGAAGUAUAAAUGACCUUAUAUCAUAUCAGCAAGGAAUUAUUUUCUAAAAACAAAAGGUUAAAUUUAUAAACACCACGUUCCCACAUGGCCAUAUCUCCAUGUUACAGCGAGUGUUUACGGAAAACAGACGGAAGACAGAGUUGACUACCUGUGCUAAUUAGCUAUAUGUGUCUCCUAACACCUGUGUGUAAACAGAAGACAGACACCACAAGUGUUAUCACUGAAAAAUACUGUUGGUUGCAACUGUGCCAAAACCGGUUAAACCAGAGUACAGCGCAGGAGGUUGGUGGUACCUUAAAUUGGGGAGGACAGGCUCGUGGUAAUGGCUGGAGAGGAAUCAGUGGAAUGGUAUCCAGUACAUCAAACGCAUUGUUUGAUUCUAUUCAAUUUGCUCUGUUCCAGUCAUGAUUAUGCAUCAUCCUCCCCUCAACAGCCUCCACUGGUGUACAGUAAGUCUAAGUAAGUCUGUAUUUUGCAUUUAUGGAAUAAUUCUGAUGUGAAAUGAAAGUAGAGGGAUUUAUGUUUCCAGAACCAUACAGCAAUUGAGAUGUCUGGUCACAUGUUUUGGCUUCCAAUCCAUUUCGCCUUUGAACAGAACAUGUCGGCCCUUGGACUGUAAGGAGUAACGUUAGGCUCCUUUCGUGGAUUUUUGGGCUAGGACUCUCCUACUGUAUCUUUACUUAACUGAAGGAUAAAUCCUCCCAAAUCAAAAGCGUCCAGUGGAUACAGAAUAAAAGGCAUCUCCAUAGACAAUGUGUUCUAUAUUAAAUAAUGCGAUACCAUUAUAUAGCAUUUAUCCUAGGCACUAAUGUAUGUUGCUACUAGAGCAGUGAUACUUAUUCAAGUACUGCGCAUUCUGUGCUUGAAUUUGAACAAUUAGGUCAUAGGCCAUGUUCAGGAGCACCAACACCACUAUGUAUCAUGGGUACAUUGUGAACGACUGACUGAUCUACAAAUAACAUUGAGUAGUUAUUUAUGAUUCAAGGUGAUUUGUAGAUUAGUCCGUCUCGACUCGCCAAAAGAUCGUACAAGAUGAAGUUAUGUAACUCACCUUUUUUUGUGACAAAAUGUGCAAUUCACACUCCGACCUGUGAAAGGCAGCAAUACGCAACGCAGCGUCUUCGUCUACCGGAAACUCAUAAGAAGAAAGAAGUCACGUAAACGUUAUCUCUGCUUGAAGUACAAUUCCUACCGUGUACUGAACACCAACAUCGGGGAGAAAAAUAGACUAAAAAUACUUUAUUUGCUUGAUAUUGAGGAUAUCACGUUGAUAGCUCUACCCCAAAAUGGACCUGCUGCUGCAAAUGGACAAUUUCGAUAGCACCAUAGAGGAUUGGGCUACAUAUAUCGAGAGACUUGAGCAGUAUUGCUUUGCUAACGAUGUAGAAGCUGAAAGGAAAGUGGGGGUACUUCUAGGUGUAAUGGGAGCUAAAACAUAUAACUUGCUAUGUACCCUUACAGCACCGACAAAGCCAGAAGAGAAGACCUUCAUAGAGAUUGUAAACGCGUUACAGACCCAUCUAAAUCCAAAGCCGCUGGUCAUAGCCGAACGUUUCCGAUUUCACAAACGGAAUCAGCAAAAGACAGAGUCAAUACCGGAGUACAUUGCGGAGCUCCGCCAGCUCUCGCAGUAUUGUCAGUUCGGACAGGGAUUGUCGGAUGCGCUCAGAGACAGGCUGGUAUUCGGGUUACACAAUGAGAGCACACAGAAACGGCUCUUAUCAGAAAUAGAUCUGACAUUGGCGCGUGCACUGGACAUAGCCAUAUCAAUGGAAACUGCCGCAAAAGAUGCAGGAGAGUUACAGAGGACAAAUACAGUGGAAUGCACAGUGAACAAGUUGAACACCCGACGCCAAGAGAAAUCACAGGCAUGCUUUCGGUGUGGUAAAAAGUCACAUGACCCUGUCGAUUGCUGGUUAAAAGACAAAGACUGUAGACAAUGUAACAAAAGAGGACACAUACAGAAAAUGUGCAAAUCGAAGCAGAGUGAUAAAAAGUCACCCAAAACAAGAAAGAGGGAAGGAGAAGUGCAUCAGGUUACUGAAACUGAUUCAAAUGACUCUGAUGAAGAAGACAUGUCAUGUCUUGAACUUUUCUCUCUUAAAGAGACAGAUCGCAAAAUAAUCUGUGUGACACCUGAGGUAGAGGGGGUGGCACUAAAGGACACAAUGUUUGACAGCAAGGACAUCAGUUUACAUACAGAUAGACAAUUGCGUCAGAGAACAUUGGAGAAAGGGAAGGAAAUGGCCACAAUCUCUGAUGAUGAUGGUGGUGAUGGUGUUGAUGGCGAUUAUGAUUAUAACGAUGAUGAUGAUGGGGAUGAUGAUAAUAAUGUUAAUGAUCAUUAUGAUGAUGGUGACAGUAGUGAUAAAGAUGGUGAUGAUGAUGCCUGUGACAACAGUUCUAAAACCAGAGACAAGCCCUACCACUGCUUAGACUGUGGUAAGAGUUUUACCCGAGUCUAUCAUUUAAAAAGACACAAGCAAACACAUAUCAAAGAAAAAUUUCACCAAUGCUCUGAUUGUGGUAAAAGCUUCACUCGACCGGAGCAUUUGAAAAAACACCAGCGAAGCCAUAUGACUGACAAAUCAUACCAUUGCACUAACUGUGAUGAGUGUUUCUCUAAAGCAGCACAACUAAGAAGUCACAUGAAAGUGCAUGCCGGGGAAAAGCCUCACCUCUGCACCGACUGUGGGAAACUAUUCCAGUCGUUACAUGCGUUUGAAAGACACCAGCAGAAACAUGCUGGAAAGAUUCUUCACCAAUGCUCAGACUGUGGUAAAGUUUUUACCAGAGCCUAUCACUUGAGAAGACACCAGCAUACACAUAAAGAGAAGUCUAAUCACUGCUCUGAUUGUGGUAAGAGCUUCACUCGAUUGGAACAUCUAAAAAGACACCAGCGGAAACACAAGGAAAAGACACGUUACCACUGCUCUAUGUGUGAGGAGAAGUUCUCUACACAGGCAAUGUUAAAUAGUCACCUGCAGGUACAUGUUGGAGAGCUACCUCACCAUUGCUCUGACUGUGGAAAGGCGUUCUCAGACAAAAGACAAUUUGACAUCCACCAGAAAAGACAUCAGCGAAAAACUGUAAAAGAGAGGUCUUACCUUUGCAGUGACUGUGGAAUGACUUUCAGCAAGCCAAGCACAUUUAAGGUACACCAGAGAUCUCACACAGGAGAAAAACCAUACAGCUGCUCAGUGUGUGGGAAGAGUUUUGUCCAGUCCACCACACUCCGGAUCCACCUCCAGUGGCACGCUGGGGCGAGGGCCAGCUACUCCUGCCCUGUCUGUGGGAAGACUUUCUCUCGCUCUAACAGUGUGAAGAGACAUCAGAUGGUUCACACAGGAGAGAGACCUCAUGAGUGCCACUGCUGUGGGAAACGCUGCUUCCGACGGAGUGCUUUGAUCAUACAUAUGAGGAUUCACACUGGAGAGAAACCAUACAUUUGUUCUGAGUGUGGGAAGAGGUUCUCCCAAGAUGGCGACCGGAAACGACACCAGAUAAGACACCACCCUGACCUCUGACCUGAAGAGGACAGCAGGCACAGGCAGGCUUCUGGAGAGGCACACCAGUCCCAAAUCCACCCUCAGCCACUACCCUCCUAGCUCCUACCUCCUAGUCCCUAUACCAGGGGGUGUCAAACUCAUUCCUGGAGGGUCUAGUGGUUUUUAUUAUUUCCUUUACAUUUGUGUCCAAUUAACACCUAGACAACCAGGUGAGGGGAGUUCCUAAUCAAGUUCAAGGGAGGAGCGACAAUCGGCAGACACUCGACCCACCAGAUUUUGAGUUGACAUCCCUGCCCUAUACCCUCUACCCCGAGCUCAUACAUUUAGCUCCUAACCUCUAGCUCCUACUCCCUAGCUAGCCCCUGCCCUCUAGUAAAUAUCUGGUUCAAAGAACAGCUAAAAUGUGAACCAUUUUAUGUCAGGUUGUUUGUUUUGUUUGCUUUUCCAUUUCCUCCUUUAAUUGUACAUUGCUAUUUGAGAUGUGCUGUACUGUGUUCAGAGAACAAUCCUGUAGUUCUCCCUUUCUGUUAGACUCACAUUUGCUGCUUUCCAAAUAACAUUUGACAAAUGUUUAGGCCACAGGGUAAUAAAUGUUUGUGGACCACUGUGUUAUUAGUUUGUGUUUUUCAGUCACUUUGAUUCAAGUUUAACAACCAGUAAUACAUUCAUCAGUCCUUGUUUAUAUCAUUGUAAACCAGAAGGUGAAAGUUGGGGUGUGCUGAGUUAGCAGAGGCUACGAUUACACACAGUCCUAUGUUUAUGUAUUCACAGUGCAUUUGGAAAAUAUUCAGACCCCUUCACUUUUUCCACAUUUUGUUACAGCCUUAUUCUAAAAUGUAUUAAAUUAUUUCCCCCCCUUAUCAAUCUACACACAUUACCCCACAAUGACAAAACAAAAACGUUUUUUUAGACAUUUUUGCAAAUGUAUUAAAUAUAAAACAUCUGAAAUAUCAUAUUUACAUAAGUAUUCAGAUAUUUUAUUCAGUACUUUGUUGAAGCACCUUUGGCAGCAAUUACAGCCUCAAAUCUUCUUGGGUAUGAUGCUACAAGCUUGGCACACCUGUAUUUGGGGAAUUUCUCCCAUUCUUCUCUGCAGAUCCUCUCAAGCUAUGUCAGGUUGGAUGUGGAGCCAGGAUCAAGGGAAAGAUGAAUGGCGCAAAGUACAGAGAGAUCCUUGAUGAAAACCUGCUCCAGAGCGCUCAGGACCUCAGACUGGGGCAAAGGUUCACCUUCCAACAGGACAAUGACCCUGAGCACACAGCCAAGACACUGCAAGAGUGGCUUUGGGACAAGUCUCUGAAUGUCCUUGAGUGGCCCAGCCAGAGAAUGGACUUGAACCCGAUCGAACAUCUCUGAUCUGUGCCUCGAUACAAUCCUGUCUCGGAGCUCUACGGGCAAUUCCUUCGACCUCAUGGCUUGGUUUUUGCUCUGACAUGCACUGUCAACUGUGGGACAUUAUAUAGACCGGUGUGUGCCUUUCCAAAUUAUGUCCAAUCAAUUGAUUUACCACAGCUGGUAAGGGUCUGAAUACUUUCCGAAUGCACUAUAUAUUGUGUUUGUGUGUGUGUUAGGUCAAUGUAGAGAAACCUCAGUAAUGCAACUGAAACUGUAUUGUGAACUGUGCUUAAUAAACAGUCAAUAGUA